Messenger RNA from Chelmon rostratus (copperband butterflyfish), 531 nucleotides. RefSeq names its product transmembrane protein 272-like. The coding region runs from base 1 to 531 and encodes 176 amino acids. NCBI's taxonomy places the organism in Eukaryota, Metazoa, Chordata, Actinopteri, Chaetodontiformes, Chaetodontidae. The record is from RefSeq and is a predicted model, not a curated record. The transcript is spliced from 4 exons.
AUGUCAACUGCAAGGCUUCUUCGACGUGCCCGCAACCUUCCUCAACCCCCAACACCGAUACUAGUAAUCUCCAAGGUGGUUCUCUGUGCAAUGCCCAUUGCUGAGAUUGCAAUUGGUGCAGUAUAUCUGCAUGACUGUCCGCGGCAGCACUACAUCCCCAUCCAUCUGAUCGUGCAAGGAGUCUUCAGCCUGGUGCUGGUGAUGCUCUCCUGCUUGCCGUGCACCCACGAGCCUGAGGACACCCCUCCAAGCAAGCUCAGUCAAUCCAUCAUGGGCUGGAACUCACUGAUAUCUGUCUUUCUCUUCUGCUGGUUUAUUGCUGGUAAUGUGUGGACUUACUCUAUUUACCAGCCCAACUACAACAAGAUCACAACAAAUGUGAAUCCCUACUGCGACAGGACGCUGUACCUGUUCUCCUUCUGGACCAUGACCGUGGUCUACAUCCUCAUGGGUGUUUCCCUGGUGGUCGGCUGCAUUUACUUGAUCUUCUCCUGCGUGACUGGCAGAGCCAGCGACAAUGACAACGUCUAG